Messenger RNA from Drosophila grimshawi, 336 nucleotides. RefSeq lists its product as uncharacterized. NCBI's taxonomy places the organism in Eukaryota, Metazoa, Arthropoda, Insecta, Diptera, Drosophilidae. The transcript is spliced from 2 exons. The record is from RefSeq and is a predicted model, not a curated record. Bases 1 to 336 code for a protein of 111 amino acids.
AUGCCGCUUCUGGUGUUCCAACAGCAACAGUCACUCGUCAGCUUUAAUCCGAGUAGCAAAUCUAAAACCAAACUUCCAAAAAUGUUCCGAAUUAUUGUCAUCUUCGCCCUGGCUACUAUUGCUGCCGCUGCGCCUGGUUACGUGCCACAAUAUGUGUCGGCGCCCAUUGUUGUGAAGCAGGUGGUUCCUGUCGUGCAUCACCAUACCUAUGUGGCUCCAGUUGUCGUGAAGCAUGUGGUUCCCGUUGUGCACCAUAAGACCGUCAUCACUCCGGUGGUGAAACAUGUUGCAGUUGCCCCAGUUGCUCACGUCUACCAUAAGUAUCCAUUCUACUGA